UAACGUUAUAAUAUAAGGAAUUUGUUUAAGUCCCGUGCUUAAACAGUAUAAUUUUUAACCCCUGGUGUCUUUCGCUUUAGGUCCGUUCGCGAUUUGUAUUGUUUGAUUUUUGAGCAAUACUUACGACACUGCACGCUGCUGGCAUCGCGCAGGGAAAUAAUGGAACUGAGUUAGUCGUCGUCCAAGUCAGACUCGGAAAACAUGGCUGGCAUUUGUCCCCGGGAAGCGGUUCGAGUGAAAGUGAAGAAAUGCGAACCCCCAGCACGGCCGGAGUGGCGCAAGUUCUCCGUGGAUCCCCAGAUCACCACACUGGAGGUUCUAUACUCCCUACUGGCCAAGGCCUUCGACGUCAAGUCGGACUUCUCCAUCAAAUACAAGGCCUUCGAUCCGGCAGGCAAUGAGAUUUACCUGGCUGUGCGCUCCGACUGGGAUUUGGAUGCCGCCUUCCUGCGGAUCCACAACAUAUCCAUUCAGACGGCCUCGGAACCCUGCCUCAUCCUGCAGAUCGACGUAAAACCCUUUACCGUGGUCAGGGAAUGCGAGUCGGAGGCGUCGCCUGGACGAUCUUCAACGGGAGCACCUACUCCCGCCACUCCUGCUCCUCCUGCGCCCGCCCGCGAACUAAUGUCACCUCUGCAGUCCUUAGGAGUCUCCCAGAAGUACGUGCAACACAUGCAGACCAAACUGGGGAGCUCCAUCUUAAACCAGAUGGAGAAGACAUUCUCCAUCGUGCAGAAGGCGUUCAACCUGUCCGAUGAGCACAUGGCCAACCUACCGCCACGGCCGCCUAUGUGUGAUAGCGAGUUCCGGCUGUUCCUGGACGCCUUGGGACAGAUACAGCGCAAGGAUGAGCUGCACAGGGUCAUCUUCCUCGGCGGUAUUGAUCCCAGCCUGCGGCGUGUGGUGUGGAAGCACUUGCUCAACGUUUAUCCCGGUGGAGUCAAUGGUCUGGCUUUAGAUGGCCACCAGCGGAUGGAGUUUAUGCGUCGGAAGUCCGAGCAGUAUUGCCGACUGAGGGACACCUGGAAGGCGGCCGUGAAGCGUGGCAGUGUGGCCGGCGAGCUGGCCUACGUGACCAGCAUGGUAAAGAAGGAUGUGCUACGCACAGACCGCCUGCAUCCCUUCUACGCGGGCAGCGACGACAAUCAAAAUAUCGCGGCGCUCUUUAAUAUCCUGACUACUUAUGCUCUGAACCAUCCGACGGUGUCGUACUGCCAGGGCAUGUCGGACAUUGCCUCUCCGUUGCUGGUAACCAUGAACGACGAGGCGCAGGCCUACAUCUGCUUCUGUGCCAUAAUGGCACGGGUGCGGGGCAACUUCAUGCUGGACGGGAUUGCGAUGACGCAGAAGUUCGCGCAUCUGACGGAGGCGCUAAGCUUCUACGAUCCGGAGUUCUGGGAGUACCUCAAAUCGCAGCAGGCGGACGACUUGCUCUUCUGCUAUCGUUGGCUCCUGCUGGAGCUGAAGCGGGAGUUUCCCUUCGAGGAUGCCCUGCGCAUGCUGGAGGUGCAGUGGAGUUCGCUGCGCUACAGAAGCGGCGGCGAGAAGGAGCUACCGCUCUUCGAAAAAGAGUUUGUACCUAUUUCUGAUUGCUCCAUGCCCAAUAGUGCUAGCACGUUUUCCAGUUCGUACAGCGCCACGCCGACAAGCCCAUCCUAUCUGUUGACAAAGCCGCGCGAGAAUCCCUACACUAAAGUGUGCGCCUUGCGUCGCCAGAGCUCCUCGGCGUCACUAAGCUCACUUAGCUCGUCGCUGGGAACGGGUCAUGCCCUGGACAAUACGAAACGGCUGAAUCACAGCCUCGACGACAAUAUGUCGCGCCAUGCGACCGCCGCUGCUCGCCGGCAGAGACGCACCUCAUCCAAGGUUCACCAGAGUCUGGACGAGUCCAAAAUGCUAGCGCUGAUUGAAGGCGCCAUGGAGAGCACGAAGUUUGCACAAGACUUGUCCGCCGGCGAGGAAACCGAAGAUGAUGAUGUAUUCGAUAGGAAGGACUCGCCAAGUUUUCUAGAAACCAAUCCAUUUAAGGAUGAUGCGCAGAGAGCACCAGAAAAAGUCAGCGAAGCCACACCUCCCGUCUCGCCAGGACGAGCCUUUCUUUGCAGUACUUCCUCCUCCAACUUUGACGAGGAUAAUCUCGAGAGAAAGUCAAAGUUGCAGCACAACAACAUUCUUGCCGUGAGUAAUAUCAUCGCCAAGCAGCUGGUGACGAAUGCCAAUCAAGUGAGCGAGAGUGUCAAACGAGUGAGCAACUCCAGUGGCGGUCACUUUAAGGAUCUCAAAGAAAAGCUGGCGGCGACCAGUCGCAUUGGACUUUCCUUCGACGGAGAAGGGGAGGACGAUGGCGAAAGGAAGAUGCCGCCAAAACUGGUGAAGAACUUCAACGAAUUCCUCAAUUUCGCAACCAUUAAUAAGAAUCGUAUAUCCGAUCGCUUUGCUACUCAACCGCAGCAACCAACGGCUCCGACUUCAGUCACAAAACCGGUGGUGCAGCUAACGAAGAGCGGACUGGGCAGCUCCCUAGAUGAAUCCGAUUCCUCCUCGCUGCCGGAGACCAGCUGGAGCGCAUCCACAGCCGCAACGGCCAUUCAGCAGGCGCAGGAGUUGAGCAGUUACAACCUGCAGCUAGACCUGGAGAGCAAUCACCAAUGCGAUCCUGACGAUACAAACACGCCGGAUCAAGAUCAAGACCCUGACCAGGAGUACUACCCCAUGACAACGGCCAUAACGCGAGAACUUCGCCUAGAGGCCGAGAAUCUGGAUCGUCAGGUUUUCGGACUGCCCUUCACGGAGUGCGAAAAACGGGAUAAUAUCGAGUACGAGAAGUUGGACAAGGACGCACUGGAUCUGGUGGAGGACCUGAAGGAGAACGAAAUCAUCACCUGUCCGGAUGUCAGCGAGCUUCACAUGCGUCGUCGUCAGCGACUGGCGGCCAAGAGCAACAGCGUCCAGCAAAAUGAGUCGCAUGCCUUCAAUCCUUUCAUCGACGAAAGCCAACUUAUCAUAGAUGGGCACACUCCACUAGGAAUGCGCAAUAGCAGCAGUCUACCUGAGGUGAUCCUGCCCAUUUCCACGGAGCCCAAUCUGGUAGAGGUAUCGCCUUUGGUGGAGAUCGCCACGAAUGCGGAUGACGAGAGCGCUUACACGCGAUCCCCUCAGCGAUCAACCCAUUUAAAUGGAGUCAGUGGACUGAACGCCACGGCGGCUGCACUGCCUCCGCCCUCGGAAUUCGGUGGAGGCAAUGCCUUCCUCAUGUUCCUUUGCCUCACCCUGCUGCUGCAGCACCGUAACACGAUCAUGAAGGCCGGCAUGGACUACAAUGAGAUAGCCAUGCACUUUGAUAAAAUGGUAAGGAAACACGAUGUAACCAGGGUGUUAAAUCAGGCCAGGCGCAUGUUCGUGGAUUACCUCAAGGCUCAGAGCAACCCGCAGCGCCAGCGAUCUCCCAGUGGGACUGUGUCCACUGGAUCCACGGCCGCUAACUUGACUGCUUCAAUGCCGGCGUAAGGUGAUGAUAAUCCUGCCCAGCUCCUGUGAAACCUUAGUAUCUCCACAGUUUGGACUACCAGUUUAGUAAACCAACCUCCUGAGUAUCAAUCUCUUUGCUGGAUUUUAAUAUAUUUUUAAAUAUUUAUGAUUUUACUGAACACAAUUUUUGUAUUUUGACUUUAACUAUCCAAAUUCAAUUUUAGACUUCUCUCUUAUAACUUUUUAUGUUGCACUCAUUACUUUAUAAAUUUAGUGACAACUUUACUCAAUUUAUCCAAAAACUUAUAAGUUCAAGUGACUAUUACUAGGAGUAUUCUUGGUCAAGGUAUAGAGCAAAAACAAAGGCCCUUGUUGGUAGAACCCCUCAUUGUCAAACCAAAGUCUUCUUUUUUGUACGUAAACGGAUUUUGUACUUUCUUAUUUAAAUUUAAGCCUUUAUUUAUAUUUAUUCAUAUGUGUAUUUGCACUAUUGCCAAAUGAUCAAAUGCGUAAUGUGUUUGGUUGAAAAUCGCUUUAUUUCACUAGUCUGCUAAAGCAUUCCAUGCUCUUGUAAAGAUUAUUUUUUAGACUUGAAUCGCAGCUAAAUAUUACUUUAUGCAAUUAAAUUGACGGAGAACCUAUAACCCAA
Drosophila rhopaloa is the source of this 4117-nucleotide messenger RNA. RefSeq lists its product as uncharacterized. The transcript has 4 exons. The record is from RefSeq and is a predicted model, not a curated record. Gene Ontology annotation, cellular component: autophagosome. Gene Ontology annotation, molecular function: GTPase activator activity. Lineage: Eukaryota; Metazoa; Arthropoda; Insecta; Diptera; Drosophilidae. Bases 202 to 3507 code for a protein of 1101 amino acids. Gene Ontology annotation, biological process: activation of GTPase activity; regulation of autophagosome maturation.